AUGAACGAUGCUCCUGAGCCGCGACUCACAGCUCCUGAGCCGCAGCUCACAGCUCCUGAGCCGCGACUCACAGCUCCUGAGCCGCGACUCACAGCUCCUGAGCCGCGACUCAAAGCUCCUGGGCCGCGACUCACAGCUCCUGAGCCGCGACUCACAGCUCCUGAGCCGCGACUCAAAGCUCCUGGGCCGCGGCUCAGCCGCAACUCACAGCUCCUGAGCCGCGACUCACAGCUCCUGGGCCGCGACUCAAAGCUCCUGGGCCGACUCACAGCUCCUGAGCCGUGA
Messenger RNA from Knipowitschia caucasica, 285 nucleotides. NCBI's taxonomy places the organism in Eukaryota, Metazoa, Chordata, Actinopteri, Gobiiformes, Gobiidae. The record is from the annotation of a GenBank genome assembly.